Papaver somniferum (opium poppy) is the source of this 674-nucleotide messenger RNA. RefSeq lists its product as uncharacterized. Lineage: Eukaryota; Viridiplantae; Streptophyta; Magnoliopsida; Ranunculales; Papaveraceae. The transcript is spliced from 3 exons. The record is from RefSeq and is a predicted model, not a curated record. Bases 6 to 674 code for a protein of 222 amino acids.
CCUGUAUGCAUGCAGUGAGUGCAUUGCAUAGCAUAAGGCCACAAUGGAGAAAGUACUGCAGUGAUUACUAUUCAGUGGAGAACUAUAAGGCCACAUAUGCACCAACUUUUGCACCACUAGAUGAUAAAAGUGAAUGGGUCCAGCCAAACAUGAACAAGAAGAUCUUGAACCCUCCUCACAGUAGGAAACCAGGAAGACCCAAGAGCAAGAGGGUAAGAAGUUAUGAUGAACCUCGUGUUGAGAAGACAAAAAGGAGGUGUGGGAAAUGUGGAAAUGUUACUAACCACAACAAAAGAACAUGUGCUGGUGGUGAAGUGGGAUCUAAUCCAACUGCAAAGAGGCAAAGGACUGAAUGUGAUGCACAAAGCUUCACCUUCAGCAACAUAGAGCCAAGUCAGACCACCAGAGUUAGGGGUGCAGCUAAGUCAAACAAGAAGAAGAGAACGACAUCAUUUGUUGGUGAAUGUUUUACAGGGCCUGGCAGUCAGCCUUUGGCAACACCAUCUUCUACUCCAGCUUUCACAACACCUAUGAGUCUGCCAUCUAUAUCACCAUCUUCUACUCCACCCUCUACAAUAAAUAACCUUUAUCAGAACUUCUUUGGCAUUGGAUCUGUAUCUCAGAAUAUAAAACAAGGAAAGGGAAGGGGAAAUGGAAAGGCUAAGAAGAAAUGA